ACAGAUCACAAGGAGACUAACCAAGAAGGGGCAAGCCAGAGCUAAAUUCACUGGUAGUCCACUCAUCUCUUCGACAUGUGGAAAGUGGUGCUCCUGGGACUAUAUACAAUGUUGGCUGUCAGAGGAUUGGCAAAGGGUGCUCCUUUCGAACCAGAAGAAAAAUGGAAACCUCUAGAUAAUCCUAGAAACAGAGACUUGUUUUUCAGAACGCUCCAGGCGUACUUUUCGGGCCGGGGUCUCGAUCUCAGAAAUUUCCCAGCUACUUUCACUGUGAACAAUGAAGGACCAAGGCCGGUCACGUUGUACUCAGAUCCCAUUGCUUCUGCGUUUGCAGAUUAUGAGGAAAGGAAAAAUUCUUUUCCAAAUGACUUCAGAGGCUAAAAGAUGCUGCUGACCAAGGUAAAAGAGGAUGCUUUUUCAUGUAAGCCAGUGAAAUCUGUGGAUUUCAAGCAAUUCUCAAUUGCAUCUGAAGUAUAAAAACAACUUGUUCUUCGGACAAAAUAAAGUAUGACACCUUAACUCA
Messenger RNA from Gallus gallus (chicken), 523 nucleotides. RefSeq names its product chromosome 7 open reading frame, human C2orf66 (gene C2orf66). The transcript is spliced from 3 exons. Bases 76 to 381 code for a protein of 101 amino acids. NCBI's taxonomy places the organism in Eukaryota, Metazoa, Chordata, Aves, Galliformes, Phasianidae. The record is from RefSeq and is marked provisional.